AUGUCUCUAAUUACAAACUUGAGAGCAUACUUGCAGCGGUCAUUGACCAGCUUUACAGCAGUUGGAACCCCAGCCAGAUCUCAAAGUCCGUCCGGAGGCGAACCUCCUCCUAAGUGCCGAUAUCGUCUGGACAACGAUAGUUCCGACACUCUCACCCUGCCCGAUGGACGAAAUCUCGGGUGCUCUCGUCUAGAGGCUGCUGGUUAUGAUGACUUGGGCCUGAAGUUAGGUGCUCGGAUUAUUGCUGCAGAUAGACCAGGCUAUGGCUGGAGCUCAUCACAUCCUGAUCGAACACUACUUGAUUAUCCAAAGGACAUAGAAUAUCUUGCCAACCAUCUCAAGUUGGAUGAAUACAGCGUUUUGGGAGUAUCAGGAGGUGGACCUUAUGCUCUCGUGUGUGCAAUGUCAUUAUCUCCCGAUAAGCUCAAGUCUGUUUCUAUCGUCUGUGGUCUUGGUCCGCCUGACAUCGGGAUGCGUGGUGCGGACUUUAUACACUGGAUUGGCUUUCCUUAUGGAUGGCGAUAUAGCCCCGCCAUUUUGUUGCGAUGGUUUCUCCAACGAGACCCAGCAGCACGCUUGGACUGGAGUGACGAAAAGCGUUUUGAGGUUCUCCAGCAGCAGAUUGCAAGCUCUAAAGCAACGACCCAUAAGAAAGACCUUGAAGUCACGACAGAUGAAGACUUUCUGAGAUUGUUCCUGCGAUCCUCGCGGGAAAGUUACGCUCAAGGCUUUGAUGGGACGUUGCAGGAUGGCAAGGUGAUGUGUACAGACUUUGCUUUUCGGAUAGAGGAUAUUCGCCACGACUUACCUAUACAACUGUGGUAUGGAAAGCAUGAUACUCACGUUCCACUUAACCAUGGCGAGCAAAUAGCGGCACGGCUGGGCGGUAGAGCGACUUUCAGGGUUGAGGAUGAGACCCACGCGAGUAUUUCACAACACUGGAAGAGUGAGCAAUUGGAAGCUUUGAUAAAGAGCAUGUAA
Molecule: messenger RNA, 981 nt
Organism: Mollisia scopiformis
Lineage: Eukaryota; Fungi; Ascomycota; Leotiomycetes; Helotiales; Mollisiaceae
Product: alpha/beta hydrolase fold protein
Exons: 3
Coding region: 1-981 (326 amino acids)
Source: RefSeq, a predicted model, not a curated record